Messenger RNA from Truncatella angustata, 298 nucleotides. RefSeq lists its product as uncharacterized. The record is from RefSeq and is a predicted model, not a curated record. Bases 93 to 254 code for a protein of 53 amino acids. The transcript has a single exon. NCBI's taxonomy places the organism in Eukaryota, Fungi, Ascomycota, Sordariomycetes, Amphisphaeriales, Sporocadaceae.
UGCAACGCUUGACCCUUGAAUUCAACCUUUAUCAAGAGAAUUACCAGGGAUUCGAUGCUAAGUACGUUUCGGGGCAAAAGUGUAUUGACAAAAUGUCCGAGGAUGAAGGUCAAUCGGCAACUGCUUAUCGGUCUCAACGUGUAGGAGCAGACUCCAGGCCACCUGAAAUUACGCGCAGGAUCACGGCCUGUGAAGCAUGUCGCAAACAGAAGGUAACUGACGGCGGCCACAUAAAACAAAGGAUCUGGCAAUAAUGACGAUGCUGACACCACCUUAGAUCCGAUGUUCAUUGAAGAAU